AUGGAGCCUGUGGGCGUGGCAAUCGGCGCUGUCGGCUUGAUCGGCUUGUUUUCUACCUGUAUUGAAGGAUUUCAACUGGUUGAGAAAGGCAAAUACUUGGGAAAGGAUUAUGAUCUACUGGAAACGAAAUUUUCUAAUCAAAGAUUGCGACUCAGAGCAUGGGGCCAAGCUUGUGGGCUGAUGGAUUCCGAAGAUCACGACUAUGAUUCUCGACUAGAUGAGGCUGAACUUCGGUCGAGUAUCGAACGAACACUCAACCACAUCAUGAUAACAUUACAGAAUGAAGAACUUCUGACUCGCAGAUACGGUUUAAAAGAAUGCUCAGCUACCGGAAACAGGCUUCUUCUCCCCGACCAUGCCAUCGGCCCUAUCAGUCGAAUGCACCUAAAUGCGACUUUGUGGAAAGACAAGUUCCGUGAAUUCAAGUCUCGGCUUGACAAGACACAGGAACAAGCCCCCUUGACCGCAAAAGCACGGUGGGCCAUUGGAGACAAGAAAAAGUUUGCCGAACUUGUUCAGGAUUUGAGGGAACUGAUAGACGAUUUGGAAAGACUUACAACAUUCGCAGGAUAUUCGGACAUCCUCAGACGACAACGGGAGAUUAUCAGUCAAGACGUGGCUUCCAUAAUAGAUGUCGAGACCCUGACAUCAAUGGAAGAAGCGUGCGAGACGGGCACUGAUGCUGUCUCGAACGCCGCAACUUUCCGACUGUCACAACUCCACGAACAGGCCUUGCUUGAGGGAAUCGUACCAGCAAUCUCCUGUCAAACGAAGGAAGCCCACAUAAGCGAACUAGGUCAUACGGUUCCCGAUCUGCAGGACUGGAAUUUGAUCCACCAGCAAGCCGACCAAACCACUCAAUUUCCAGACCAAGUCCAUCAUCUUCUCCAGCGGGUCAAAUGCCAUAGAAGCAACUCUUCACGACUGUUCUUUGACCCGCCAGUCACGCCAUCCAAUACUGCUCAUGACCCCGAAUGGACCUUCUUCGACACCAGUUCCUCUCAGCAGGAAGAGCUGAAACGGGACAUUCAGAAGGACCGGCAUGGUCAUUUGUGUGGCAGGCGCUCGCUCCAUAAUCUGGAAGCAUAUCUCAGACAAAACGUCUCCUUGUCGUUCAUCAUAUUUCAUGAUUAUGAGUGUUGCUAUAGAGAAGAUCGCAAUCCAUUGACCGCGUGUGCCGAAUACUCCAUACGCCUUCUGUCUCAAGAUUUGUGCGAGUCUCUUCUAUCACUCCCCUGGGACGACGCGCUACUCUCAAUCCGUCCCAAAUUCACCCUCGAGAAUGAACUGAAAGGGCCGUUCAUAUGGCUGUACCAUUCAAGGAAAUCCUGGAAGGUUCUUGAGGACAGCACUAACACUAUUUCGCAUGAACACUUGGUACUUCUGCUUGAUAGACUCGGGGUUUGUAUGGCAGAAGAGUACGCACAGGUUGACAAACUGCUUGGUGAAGGCUGUAUUGACUGUCGACGAUUAUCAUAUAUCUUCUAUCCAGGUGUUCUGUUGGUUCAAAACUCAAAAAAUAAAGAUGGAUAUCCAAAGGAGCUCGUCAAACCUAUCGAAAGCAUUGUGUUCGAUGAACUAAUAAGUUAUAUGGAGGCCUACCGGCAAUCUUCAGCAUUGAAUGUUGGUCACCAAAGUUGGGGUGAGGCACAAAUUUCGAUGAACGUCCAGAAGCUUUGUUUGCGCGAUAGAUUUACCCUCGUCACCGAAGGCCGGUCUUUCUUAGCCCCUGUACUUGAAAAGCUCAAGAUUAACGACCUGUUCGUUUAUCCGCUACAGUAUACAAGCGACAGGACCAGACUUGAACUUGUUGAAAGAGGAGCGCAAUUUCUAGCCUGUCAAGAGCUGAAGUAUGUCUCUUAUAGUGGUCGCAUUCCUGGACUGAGGACAACCUCACCUGAAAACAGAUUUUUCAUCAACCCUUCUCCUUCGAUCGAGAGGAUUUAUUUCGGUUUUAGGAAUUACUUUCCUUCAGACAAACACUCAGUCGAUGUUCCAAAACCCGUGGCUGACGAUCGGGCUGCGUACGAAGAGUUCUUGUCACUCCUACCUGCGACAUAUCCAAGCUUCAGUCCAAUUCUCAGCAAAGGGGUGGACCUCCAUGUUUGCCAAAUAGAGCCAGUGGAAUGGGUAGCAGAUCCCUUGGGUGCAUUGGAUGUUAAACCCGACAUGAAACACCUGCUUCUUUCGGUACUUUCGGAUGAUACGUCAGGCCCUGGAAAACAAGUAUCGAGUGGAGUUGGAGUUGGUGCAAGGGUUCUCCUAUCCGGCCGACCUGGAACAGGAAAAAAAUUCAUUGUUGAUUUGCUUGCAGAAGCAUCCAAACGGCCUGUAUAUCGCUUGAACCUGGGGUUACAGAUGGCUUCGAGGCCGCGCCCAGAAGAAUUUCGCCAGAGGCUCGAGUCGUUCGGGAAUGUCGCAGAAACCUUCAACUGUAUUUUUCAUUUGACCAACGUGGAAUUGACAGGAGCGGACCAAAGCAAAGCCCUUUCACCAUCACUGACGGACAUCGUCCUUGACUUCCUGCGGGUAUUCAAUGGACCGCUAUUUCUAAGCGCCAAUAGUGAUACAUGGAAAUCUUCGGUAUUCAGUCCACUGAUGGAUUUGAAAAUACCUUCAGAGCCGAUAUCAAGAGUGCAUCGAAUGAAAGUUUGGGUGGAAGCGCUGUCACUGGCAGGCUUUCCAGUUGGAGUUCUUCCAUCCCACCGCUCGUCCUACCUGGAGUGGUACGAAUCGGGAGAAAUCGAUGACGAAGUUCGCUCCGUAGGAGAGUUUGCGGACCUCCAUUUGACCGACGACCAAAUCCGCAAGACGGUUGGGUAUGCUCAACGAAUGGCAUUAUCCAUGAAGUGCAAAACGUUAGACCUAGAGUUAGUGAAGAAAGUGCUGACCAUGUCAUCGGGCGACUCGUCAAGUAUCGGGGGUACAAAAAGAGGUCGAAAACUUCCUUAG
This is a messenger RNA of Exophiala bonariae, 2952 nucleotides long. RefSeq lists its product as uncharacterized. The coding region runs from base 1 to 2952 and encodes 983 amino acids. The transcript has 3 exons. The record is from RefSeq and is a predicted model, not a curated record. Lineage: Eukaryota; Fungi; Ascomycota; Eurotiomycetes; Chaetothyriales; Herpotrichiellaceae.